Messenger RNA from Dovyalis caffra, 690 nucleotides. The record is from the annotation of a GenBank genome assembly. NCBI's taxonomy places the organism in Eukaryota, Viridiplantae, Streptophyta, Magnoliopsida, Malpighiales, Salicaceae.
AUGAAGAAGGAGGUCUUGAACGUAAAAGAUGGCACGAUGUCCGAGUCCAAUGAAAAGGCUCUAGUGGAGUUUUUGUCAUUGAAGAGGAGAAAUUAUGAAAUAUUGCAGAGGGAAUCUUCUGGAAAGUUUGGCAGAGAAGAGAAAAAAGACCGUAUGAGAGUUUGUGAUCAGCUCUGUAAGCUUAAUCAUGAUGACAAGAAGCAGAAAACAACACUUCAAUACACAAGCACAAACCUGCAGGCUGCCAGACAACCUGUUAAGGACGUUGCAGAAGGCACAGGUUACGGAGACUUGAAUCCAAGGGUAAAAAAUGAAGCAAUGAAUUUUGAGUCCAAGCCACUGUCAAAGUCUAUAUGGAGGAAUCACAGAAGAUCCUGGACACCAGAGCUUCAUGAAAGGUUUGUGGAGGCUUUGGAAUAUCUUGGAGGACCUCAAGUGGCUAAACCAAAGCAGACAAGGGAUGCAAUGAAGGUAGAAGGGCUGACGAACGAUCAAGUAAAGAGCCAUUUGCAGGUAAUAGAGGAUAACUUAAGUAUCGGCUUAGCAGCAGAAGAGCUUCACCAGCCAGUGCAGAUCCUCUGGAGGAAAGUGUGGAGAAGUUUUAGGACCCAUGCAUAUCAAGGCUCUAUUAUGGUGAUCCUUAAAUUAAAACCCAAUCCUGGAUGGGCAUCAGACAUACCACAUGAGUAA